AUGCCCAAAAAGGUAAAGAUAUUUGUUCUUACUUCGGCUCUGAUGACCAGACUAGCUUCUGCCAAGCCUCUGAAGAAUCGAGAUGGAGUGGUGUCGACUGUGGUCGCAUACAGCACGGUGAUCGUAGAUCCCACUAUCUCUGAAAGCGUGACCCCCGAUUCUAGCAUAUCUGUUGCAACCUCUUCUGAAGGAACGAUCAGCGGCGCCUCAGUCACUACCACUAGUGCUUCUUCCAUCGAGUCAACCGCCAUUAGUGGUGUUGCAGCGGCGGAUGUGGGAGCUACUACCACCGUCUCAGCUAUCAAAGCGGAUAAGACCAGUGCCCCUCUAGCUGGAAACGAGGGGAAGACGGGUUGUGAGCAACUAUGGGCUAAUGUGCCGUCAGAAGAUUGGUUGUUCGCGACACUCUGUUCAUGGUCUUCGGCCGACGCUUCUUGGCCUCUGGUCAAUUUCGAUUACGCUUGGGAAUUCAAAGAUCCCAAGAACCUUCCUGCGGUCAACGUAUCUACCUACGAUGACGCUUUGAAGACUCGUGAUCCACUGAUGAUAUCUUAUGACGGGGUGAAGGGAAAUGGUAAUUCGAAUGCGAAUGAUGCGUGGUGGGGAGGAGCUUUUCGAAAUGCACUCCUAUCAUCAGCCAGUUUAUCAAUUGUCGAUUCUACUGGCAAAUUCAAGAAUAACGAUGAUGACAAUUUCAGAGAAUGGGCAGUGUACCAUGCGCUUGUCAAUUUGCUGGGGAUGUAUCCCGUUAGAGAAGAUCCUUCACAAUUGAAUCAAGUCAUUUGGGAAAUGUGGCUGGACAAGUCUUCUUUCUCACCUAUAAUUAUCCUAUCCAAAACCGCAAAUUUGAAAUGUCUAAAAGAUGGUGAUAGGUAUUUCUCAAUCAUCAAGUUCGAUAAAGAUUCUUCAAAAGUCACACUUUGGGAUCCAACUUCCGGUGGAUCCUCAGGUUAUUUCCAAGUGGAUUCGGAAGACUUGCGGAAAGAUACUUUAUGGUUAUUCCAUCUUGAUUGGCCUCGUUAUGAACCUACUCCUCGGAAAAUCAAGAGUAUCAGUUAG
This is a messenger RNA of Kwoniella botswanensis, 1059 nucleotides long. RefSeq lists its product as uncharacterized. NCBI's taxonomy places the organism in Eukaryota, Fungi, Basidiomycota, Tremellomycetes, Tremellales, Cryptococcaceae. The coding region runs from base 1 to 1059 and encodes 352 amino acids. The transcript is spliced from 8 exons. The record is from RefSeq and is a predicted model, not a curated record.